Closterium sp. Naga37s-1 is the source of this 717-nucleotide messenger RNA. The record is from the annotation of a GenBank genome assembly. NCBI's taxonomy places the organism in Eukaryota, Viridiplantae, Streptophyta, Zygnematophyceae, Desmidiales, Closteriaceae.
CCUGGAGACGGGUUGGACGGAGGGGGCUUUGUAUUGGACGGGGCAGCAUGGGGGCAAACGGCACUGGAGUUGGCCCAGGCGGUUCUUGGGGGCAGCAAGUACGGAGGGGAGUUUGAGCUGUACGGAUUCAAGGUGUACCCCGAGAGGAACUGGAUCCGCGUGCGACUGGACAAACUCAGUGACGUCUACGGCUCCCCAAUGGUGGAGGACAUAGACUCGUUCCUCCGUGACUUCAACGCUCUGGUUAUCGCAGCAGGGGAGAGGGGCGAGCUGCCCCAGGACAUUCAGAUUGAGGUCUCGUCCCCUGGUGCGGAGCGUGUAGUCAAGGUUCCAGACGAUUUGAAACGGUUCAAGGAGCUUCCAAUGUACGUACACUACCGGCUGCCUAGCGAAGCAGACAAUACAGGGGACGAGGAAGCUAAUAAGGGGGAUCUCAGUGCUGGAGGGAGCACCAGCGCAGUUGCCCCUGGAGGGAAAACCUCAGAGGAGAUUCUUUCAUUAGUGGAGGUGGAUGAGGAGGAGCGUGUGACUGUAUGGAGGGUUGCUGAUUUCCAUCCCACCCUGAUUUUCACUCAAGAAGGAUCCAAGGAGCAGCUCGAGUAUCUUCAUUGUGAGCUGAAAGCAUACGAGUGUUUUGGAUCUAAGAGCCAAGACGCUCCUGGCGAAGACACAAGGGAUCUGCUACUGCAAGGUUCUUCCUUGGAAGCUGGAAGCUGA